AUGUUGCGCGCACUAGGGCUCAAAAGGGCUGAAUCUAUUCCGGAUCUGUCCCAGGCUGAAAAGACCGACCGGGUGAUCACGGAGGCCACGCAGUAUGAGGUGGCUCUAAGAGCAAUGGACUAUCUUUUGGAUGACAGGGCAUCGGAGGGGAUGGAUCUGAUUAAAAACGAGGACGGUGCGAUUUACCAAUUGGCUUUGGGUGUGAUUCAGUUCUUGGAAGCCACGCUCGGGUUUGAGCCAGAGACUAUGAAAAAGGCUCACGAAACGCUGUCUGUGGCUGAAUCUAAGUGUUGGAAGGAAAAGACAACAAGCGAGAAAUACCGUAUUCGUUCCAGUUCAAUUUAUCCGCCUGGAACAGAGUGGGCUGUGACCUAUGCCGAGGCAAAUCUGCUGAGUGCGCUGCUGAUGCUACUUUCAGAGAGCGUGGUCGAGAGUGCCAAGGCCUUGUUCAAACUCCGCAAAGCAUACCAUACCCUUGACGAGAUCAGUCGCAACAUGGCCACUGUUGAAAACGGCUCCGGAUUGGGCACCAAAUUGAACGAAUCAUCCGCUAGUUUGGCCUCGUCGGCUGCAUCUAAGAUGUUUGCCGAAAUCAGUCUUCCUCUUGAUGAGCAACAACUCAAAGAUGAGGCUGUCAUCAGAAGGUGCGAGAGGUUGUAUGCCAUGCGCAAGAACCGGAUGGAGGGUUCUCAUAUCGGAAAUUCUUCCUUAAGCGAGAGACUAAGGCCUGAUCUUGGAAUGACACCGGGUGACACUCCGAACGAGACCACUGAUGAUUCUACUCAGUCGGAAACGUCCAGUGGACACUCAGAUGUGUCAACUAUCGAUGAGUUCAUUCAUUCUGGUGUGAAUCUGUGCUUUGGGAUUCUGCAGGUGGUUCUAUCACUGAUUCCGCCUGCAAUUGGAAAGGUUCUUUCGGUGGUUGGCUUCAAGGGAUCUAGAGAGGCAGGGCUCAAGAUGUGUUGGAAAGCUUCUGAAGAACGCAAUAUUCACGGUGGUAUUGCUUUGUUGGCGCUAUUGGUGUUUUACGAUGGACCGUUCCAGUUCACGGACGUGGACUUUGACGUGCCGUCCUCGGAGGAACUCACCCGGAAAGUGUCCACUCUCUCUGUGCAAAGGUCUUCAACACUUACAAGUGCUGGAGAGAGUCUGAGGCGAACGUUGAGCCGCAAGAAGAUGGCAUUGGAGGCCAGAGCGUCUGCUGGUGUUGGAGCGCCUACACUUCUCCAUCCAGGUCCAAGACUGGCAACAGCUCUUUUGCAUGCUCGGGCUAUCUUCCCCAACAGCAGUUUGUGGCUUCUUCAGGAGGGCCGGAUGCUGGCUUCUAGGGGCCGUCUGGAAGAGGCUGUAGAUCUCAUGGACUCUUCGAGUAGGAAGGCUGAGAUGGUCCAGAUCGACGCUCUCUUGAUAUUCGAUAGGGCCAUGAUCCUGGUAUUUUUGCAUAAGUACGAGCGAGCUGCACGGGAGUUCAUCAAAUUGGUGGAGAUCAACAGCUGGUCCCAUGCUCUGUACUUCUACUUUGCUGGAGCGUGCUAUCUGGAAGCUUAUAGAAUGUGCCACACCGGGUUGCUCAUAGAAGGAGGAAAGGAUAACAUUGUCGCCGAAAAGAAGAGCUGGUAUGCCAAAGAGGCCGAAAGAUAUCUUUCUGAAGCGCCCGACCUGAUCGGAAAGAGAAAGUUCAUGGCCAAAACUAUGCCCUUUGACAAGUUUCUGGCAAGAAAGGUCAAAGCAAUCAAGGCUGUUGCUUCCAAAACGGCCCUCCCAUUUGUGGAUGCUGUUGGUACUUCGCUGGUUCACGAGCUCUGCUACUUCUGGAACGGAUACGGUCGUAUGCCUGGGCCACAUCUGGAACUUUCCAUCAAACUGUUGGGAUACAGUGCCUCCAACCCAGAGGCCCCUUAUGCUCUCACAAAGCCAGACGGAACGGUGUAUGCCAAAUUCAGUGAAACCAAGGAAGAGUCCUUAAUCAGAUAUACACUUCAGACAAUGUCUUUAAGAAGGCUGGGCAAGAUCGAAGAGGGCUCGGAGUUACUGAACACCAGAGUCAUCUGUAAUCUCACCGAGUCUGGUACCGUUGAUGUCCAUGCCAAGAGUCUGAAGUUGACUGAAAACCCAUGGUGUUACCCAACAGCUCUAUAUGAACGAGCGCUGUUUACAUGGCGUGAACAGGGAAUCGAUGGGUUGGCGGAGGUGAAGAACUGGUUGAAGAAAUCGCAAGCUUUUGGUGGAGACGACUACGAGCUGAGUACCAGAGUGGGGAUGAAGACGAAAGCUGCUCUGGACAGGUUGGAGGGUUUACAAUGA
Molecule: messenger RNA, 2304 nt
Organism: Kuraishia capsulata CBS 1993
Lineage: Eukaryota; Fungi; Ascomycota; Pichiomycetes; Pichiales; Pichiaceae
Exons: 1
Coding region: 1-2304 (767 amino acids)
Cellular component (GO): cytosol; mitochondrial outer membrane; nucleus
Molecular function (GO): protein binding
Source: RefSeq, a predicted model, not a curated record